Molecule: messenger RNA, 987 nt
Organism: Botrytis cinerea B05.10
Lineage: Eukaryota; Fungi; Ascomycota; Leotiomycetes; Helotiales; Sclerotiniaceae
Exons: 4
Coding region: 620-886 (88 amino acids)
Source: RefSeq, a predicted model, not a curated record
GUGAAAUAUAUAGAAUAAAGCUUGAGGACUACAAGAUACUAAAAGAUUCGACAUACUUGAUCAAACAAGGGAUAUACAAGCACCAAAUAGUCAUAUUCACCAGAUAUCAUUUACAAUCAACACGAUAACUCACAAACAAACUUCACUAACCCCCAUAUUCCCAACAGAUUCACAGCUCAACAGCUCCUUCUCUAUCAAGGUUCCCAAUGACGCAGGAACAGCUAGUACAUCCCCAGUACCCGCUUUAAUACCCCUCAUUCCGCAAUAUCUGAAGUAAAAAUCUGAAAUAUUUAGAAGAGAAUUUAGAAAAACGGCCCCGUGAUCUCCACUAUUCUUCUUUUCCUUCCUCAUAUUCACCUCCCUAUCGCUCCGAUCUCGCCCAUCUUCUCAAUUCCUUGAGCAUAAAGUAGGAUCUCUGGAGCUGCCUUCUUUCUUCUCCCAAAACUCUACAAAAUACGGCUGUGAUUCCGUGAAUCCCCUCAAGCAACACUUUAUCAGGACUUUAUCUAACUUAUUUGCUACCUCCGAGGACAACACACUUGCUGUUGCUACCACUUCUCUGGGAAUAGAGAGCUUCAAAGGUAUUGGGAACAUUGCGUUUCAUCUCGCAGAUCGAUCGAUGUACCUACACGCAGGAUUACCAGUAUCCAAGGGUCUCCGCCGUUUGAUAUCGACUCCGUUAAUACUUCGAGGCCUCUUCCACACAAGUAUUAAACGACAACAGUAUUGCUUCUCGUUAAGAAAGCCGGCACUACGAAGUUCUUGCAUAACAAGGCCAUAUCUAUCGAUCUAUCAUACCAUACGACUCACAAACUCCCAAAUUACACUCCCACGCACUCUGAUUCGACAAGUUGAUUGGAUAUACAGACAGUUUUUACAAUUUUGAAUAAUCUUUCGAUAAAGCGACUUCAUUCACUUACCUCAAAUCGAACCCCUUCACCACGCUUCUACCUAACUUUUUUCAACAUCACUUGAAAUCUCGAACCA